Messenger RNA from Drosophila persimilis, 1018 nucleotides. It is a transcript of the gene Taf9, whose product is annotated as transcription initiation factor TFIID subunit 9. Gene Ontology annotation, biological process: RNA polymerase II preinitiation complex assembly; DNA-templated transcription initiation. The transcript is spliced from 2 exons. Gene Ontology annotation, molecular function: transcription coactivator activity; protein heterodimerization activity; RNA polymerase II general transcription initiation factor activity. NCBI's taxonomy places the organism in Eukaryota, Metazoa, Arthropoda, Insecta, Diptera, Drosophilidae. Bases 26 to 787 code for a protein of 253 amino acids. Gene Ontology annotation, cellular component: SAGA complex; transcription factor TFIID complex. The record is from RefSeq and is a predicted model, not a curated record.
GUCUUAAAAUCUAUUUUUUUGCGUGAUGGCCGAAAAAGCAGAAAAGGCCAAGAUAAAUGCUCAGAUCAAGCAUGUUCCGAAAGAUGCACAGGUGAUAAUGUCCAUACUGAAGGAGCUGAAUGUCCAGGAAUAUGAGCCGCGCGUGGUAAACCAAUUGCUGGAAUUCACUUUCCGAUAUGUGACCUGCAUAUUGGACGAUGCCAAGGUGUAUGCGAAUCAUGCACGCAAGAAGACCAUCGAUCUCGAGGAUGUCCGCCUGGCCACGGAUAUGGCGCUGGACAAGAGUUUCACCGGUCCACUGCCGCGUCAUACCCUGUCGAAGGUAGCCGAGAUACGGAAUAGCAUGCCACUGCCACCGAUUAAGCCGCACUGCGGCUUGCGUCUGCCCCCAGACCGUUACUGCCUCACCGGUGUCAACUACAAGCUGCGGGCCACAAAUCAAGCCAAGAAGAUGCCCAAAUCGGCACUGGAGGCGCGCGCAUUGAAAACCGUCGUAAAGCCCGUGGCCAGUGCCAAUGGGCCGAAGCGUGCCCACUCUGUGGUGGCAAAACAGCAGGUGGUAACCAUACCCAAGCCCGUCAUCAAAUUCACAACCACAACGAAGAAUGUCCCUGGGAAUGCAGACACUAAGACGGACACCAGUUCCGGUGGCGACAUGAAAAUGGAGGUGGACAGCGAUGCGGUGGCCGUGGGCAGUAUUCCGAGCACCAGUGCCAGUGCCCCAGGCGUCAGCUCGGCCGUAAAGCGGGAACGCGAAGAGGAGGAGUUCGAAUUUGUCGCGAACUGAUUGAACAAAAAUACAAAUUAAUUAUUAAAGUAUAUUUUCAACAUCUUCCGUAGUAAAAAAAAACAUUGUUUCGAUUGUGUCUUUUCAGGCAGUUGCACUUGUUUGAAUCUUUUUUGUUUUCUUGGGCAUUGGCAUGAGGGGAAGACGUAUAGGACAUAUAGGAGACGUCUUCCUAACAAACUAGAAUACCCAAGACAAGAACAAACGAUUCAAUAAAAUGCAACUACCUGA